Molecule: messenger RNA, 1389 nt
Organism: Cordyceps fumosorosea ARSEF 2679
Lineage: Eukaryota; Fungi; Ascomycota; Sordariomycetes; Hypocreales; Cordycipitaceae
Product: vacuolar targeting protein Atg24
Exons: 2
Coding region: 1-1389 (462 amino acids)
Biological process (GO): cytoplasm to vacuole targeting by the Cvt pathway; autophagy
Cellular component (GO): phagophore assembly site
Molecular function (GO): phosphatidylinositol binding
Source: RefSeq, a predicted model, not a curated record
AUGACUUCAACGGAUCCAGACCGCGAACAAGACAACUUUUCAAGCGUCUCAUGGAGCGAGCACACCGAUGGCGUCCCUGCGCAAGAAACGGGCGCCUCAGAGGGCGGCGGCGCUGCUCCGCCUUCGACUGGGAAGGUUGGACUCCCGCACGAUGCGGCGGGCGACGGCCACAUUCUGGACUGCACCGUCGGAACCCCCAUCAAGGAGAAUGACGGCAGCAAGGACGCGUUUGUAUCCUACCUGAUUACUACCCACUCUACUUUCCCCUCGUUUCAGAGAGAGGACACUAAUGUGAGGCGUCGAUUCACCGACUUCGUGUUUCUCUAUAAGCAGCUUAUGCGCGACUUCCCGGCGACCGCAGUCCCUCCCCUCCCCGACAAGCAAAGGAUGGAGUACGUCCGCGGCGACCGGUUCGGGAGCGACUUUACCUCGCGCCGCGCACACUCGCUUCAACGGUUCCUCGUUCGCCUAUCACUUCACCCGGUGCUGCGACGCGCACCUAUCCUGCACAACUUCCUGGAGAGUCCGGACUGGAACGCGACGGUGAAGAGCAAGACGACACGGGCGAGCGUGCAGAGCGACCCGAACGGGUCGAGCGGCGUCUUUGACAACUUUGCCGAUACCUUCAUCAACGCUUUCACCAAGGUGCACCGCCCUGACAAGCGGUUUAUUGAGGUGAAGGACCGCAGCGAUAAGUUGGACGAGGAUUUGAACCACAUCGAAAAGGUGGUGGCGCGCGUGGUCCGCCGGGAGUCGGACCUAGAGACGGACAUGCGCGACCUUGCGGAGCAGUUCCAGAAGCUCAUCACGCUCGAACCCGGUGUUGAGCCCUCGGCGCAUGCCUUCGCCGCCUCCAUCGAGGACGCAGCCACCGGCCUGCGCACGCUCCGCGACGUCACCGACCAAGACUACCUCGGCUCUCUGCGCGACCUACAGGCCUACUCGCUCGCUCUCAAGAACCUGCUGCGCGCGCGCGAGCAGAAGCAGCUCGAUUUUGAGCAACUCACUGAAUACCUUAACAAGUCGACCGCUGAGCGCGACCAACUCCACGCAGGCCACUCCGCCUCCGGUCCUGGCGGCUUCCUGCGCGCCAAGCUCGAGGAUGUUCGUGGUGUCGACCACGAACAGGCCCGCCGCGAGCGCACCCGUCGUCUAGAGCUCCGCGUUGAGGAGCUCACUCGCGAGGUCGAAAACGCCCGACACACCAGCGACUUGUUUGACGACGAGGUCGUCCGCGAGACUGCCGACUUUGAGCGUAUCAAGCGCGUCGAGAUGAAGAGUCAACUCGCUGGCCUGGCCGAUGCCCACGUUGCAUUCUAUGGCUCUGUCAUCGACAUCUGGGAGAGCUACAUCCGGGAGAUGGAGAAGCAAGGUAUCGUCGCGGCGUGA